This is a messenger RNA of Physcomitrium patens, 2362 nucleotides long. The record is from RefSeq and is a predicted model, not a curated record. NCBI's taxonomy places the organism in Eukaryota, Viridiplantae, Streptophyta, Bryopsida, Funariales, Funariaceae.
AAUUUUCCGUUGGUUGGUUGGUCAAUCAAUAGCGCAAGUUCAAACCUAGUUACGUAGAGCUAGGCAGCCCAGCAGCAGCUUAAGGGGAUGGGUUUCGCGGGCAGCUUCCAGGCUUAGACCUUCCCUCAACCUUGACGCAUCUCACACUGAUUCCUCCUCCCGUCUCUCUUUCCUCUUUCCCAUCUCUGUUUCACUUAGUCUCAAGAUCUUCGCACUCUACCUUCCUCUACUGCAUUAUUGAUCCUCCUUCCCUCCCUCCCUCCAUCCAUCCAGCACCCACCCUCUUUGUCUGGUGCUUUAGAUCUCGGUUAUUUGGAGUAGUUUUUGUUGGGUGGGAUCUGUGUGUUGAGAAAUCCUUGUAGAGGAGCUUGGAGAAGAAGUGCGAUGGUGAGUGGGAGCGUUGGGGAUUGAGACGAUGGAGAAAAUGGCCUAGUGGGUGGGAUGGUGGCUCGCAAGCGGACCUUUGUGAGGGUCUUUGCGGUUGGUGACAGCGGUGUUGGAAUAGUAAAGCCUGUUGUGAAUCUUGAAUGCGGCAGUAGAAUUACCAUCAUCGGAUUAGAGUGCAUGUUGUGAUAUUGGAUUCGAGCGGUUCUGGGGUGCUGUUCGAAACUUGUUACGGAUUAGGAGGACUGCGACGUAGAAUAGGCAGAAAUGCCCGGUGUUGGGGUUAAGCUGUACAGUGUGUUUUUCAAGUUUCUCUUGAAACAGAGGCUGUCCAACACGGGUGCUCCAAACAAUGACGGAUAUGGGCUGAUCUCACUCGGAUCAAAUGUGUCCACUCCAGCAAAUGCCUCAUUCGUCGAUGGUGUGGCUACCAAGGAUGUUAAUAUAGAUCCCUUCACUUCCCUCUCCCUUCGCAUUUUUCUCCCCCAAUCUGCUCUUCCCAAUCACUCCCGGGCCGUCUUCCUUGGCAAGAUCGAAAGUAUUGACGAAUCUGGAUGGGAAAGUAACAGUCAGCAGCUGGAUGUAAGACCUUCAGACGGACAUGGACAAGCACAUGGAUACCAAGGAUACGUGCCAUCAAAUUCUGAGAAGAAUCACAAGAAACUCCCCGUAAUGAUCCAAUUUCACGGAGGAGCAUUUGUGACAGGGUCGAAGGAUUCUAGUGCAAAUGACAUCUUCUGCAGACGCAUGGCAAAGGCUUGUAAUGUGAUUGUGAUAGCAGUGGGUUACAGGCUGGCUUUGGAGCACAAAUGCCCCGCCGCUUAUGAAGAUGGUUUCGAGGCUUUGCAUUGGUUAGCAAAGCAGGCAAACUUAGCGGAAUGUAGUAAAAGUGCAACGUAUAUCCCUGCGGGGUUCAUGUACAAGGGUUCGGAUUCAUACAAGGAGUUGGUAGACUCGUUUGGAGAUUCCGCUUUGGAGCCUUGGAUUGCUGCCCAUGGGGACGUCUCACGGACGAUAAUAUUGGGCGUGAGUUCUGGGGGAAACAUUGCUGAUCAUGUCACACGCAUGACCAUCCGAGAUGCAAGCUCCAUAGAGCCCGUGAAAGUUGUUGCACAGGCAUUGAUGUAUCCUUUUUUCUUAGGAAAAGUACAAACACGCUCAGAGAUCAAGCUUGCCAACACCUACUUCUACGACAAAGCCUCUUGUUUGUUGGCCUGGAAGUUGUUUCUACCUGACGAGGAGUUUGAUCUGGACCAUCCUGCGGUGAACCCUCUGAAUUCUUCCCGAGAGCCUUUACUGAAGCAAAUGCCCCCUACUCUGGUCGUAGUCGCGGAGCUUGACUGGAUGAAGGAUAGAGCAAUUGCCUAUGCAGAGGCGCUGAGGAAGGCUGGAGUUGAUGCGCCAGUGUUGGAGUAUAAAGAUGCAGUUCAUGAGUUUGCUACGCUCGAUUUGUUGGUCAAAUCAAGACAAGCGGAGUCAUGUGCUGAAGAUAUGGCCAUCUGGAUCAAGAAGCAGAUUGUGGCUAAAGGCACGGAGUUUUCAUAUUAAUUGUAUCUAAUAGAUUAAUAAACCCUUCUCUGUACCGUAUGUUAGAAAAUUACGAAUUCAUAUAUUGCUAUACCCUACUUCCAAGGGCUUUUAUGGACAUCAUCAGGGACGCAACCCAGGCCCUCAAGACACGAGCAGACAAAUCUUGUACUGUAGAUUGAGUGGAAAAAAGGAAAGGAAUUCAAUUCUGCUAGCGAGGAAAACUUUUUUUUGUCAAAGCUGCAAUACUGAAGGGCGUGUACCGUCCCCUCGGCUCAGCACUGAUGAGAAAGCCUCCAUUUUCUCUGUAGUCGUCGUUGGUUAGUUCGGCCCAUCAGGCCGUGACCAGGAAAUUAAUGUGACCCAAGUCCUGUUCGUUAGCAUGCUACAUUUGAAUUGUGAGCAUUUAAAAACCGGUUUAUAAAGGUGUACAGGAACAAAACUUUGCUCA